CGAAAUAGAGCCUCUGCGAAGUCUUAAAGCAUUUGAGAACCUAGAAUGUUUCCGGGUGCUUAUUCCUGAAGGUAAACAAUCGAUAGCAUACUUUGGUUGCCAUCGCCCUAUUCAUUCCUGCUUUGAUUCAAAGAGCAAAGAUAUCGUGUGAAAAUUUCGUGAGCAGAAUCGAGUGGAGCCAUGAUAUGAACUGACGGCAACAAGCGGCAAUAUACACGACUUCGUCAUGAUUUCGAAGCAUCUUUUCUGUAUUCUUGUCUUCUUCAUUAACUUGAACUGCAUUCCUGCUAGCGAAACCUACAAGUCUAUCAUGUGGGAUCCCGAGAAUCCGUCAUUUAUUGUUGGAAAUUCCGACUGCCCCUACAAGUACAAGCAUCUGAAAAUCCGUUCUGCAUCAAAAAUACAAUUUAUUUGUCCAAAUGUUGCCACUGUCCUGCGGACAACUUCAGAAGAAGUUUCAAAAACAAACAAGUUUGAAAACCUCUGGCUAUUGUACAACAAAGACAGCUUUGAUAAAUGCGACACAACGCUAGAUGAAAACGUUACUCAGCCUGCCCUCCGUUGCAACGAGCCAACACAGCUGCAAUUUCAUUCUAUUACAUUUCAGCGCUUUGCAGCCACACCAGGCGAGCCUGAAUUCAAAAAAGGACAUUCCUAUUACAUUAUCGCAACUUCUGAUGGAAAAUCUUCGAACAUUAAUGCCACAAGUGGAGGCCACUGUAAUGACACUGGCAAAAACGUUUCCAUGAAAAUUGAAGUUUAUGUUUGCAAUGAAACAGACCAGGUUGAAGAUGAAAUGUGCAAAAAUGGUGUUGGUGAACUGACAUGCCCAGGUGACACUUCCUCAAGCUCAUCAUGCCCAGGUGACACUUCCUCAAGCUCAUCCUUGUCCACACCCACACCCACACCCUCCACUCCACAUGUUACAAUGUCAUCUACACCCUUUGAGACAACCGCAACCCAGAUACCCACACCCACAACAGUGGCGACAACUUCUACAAAUUCGGCAAUAGCAACAAAGGAACCUCAUGAAACAACAUUAGAAACAACAGUAAGAGAAGGAAAACUGAGGGCUCAGAAGGGUGAUUCAAAUGGAGACAGUGAAACAGUUUGGAUGGUUACAGCAUGCAUAUUCAUGGUCCUCAGUGUUGCAAUUGUCAUCGCCAUGAUUUGGUAUAUCUUUUUUUUCGGAAAAAAGAAGGGGUGCCAAUAUGAGCCAAGAAAAGUUACACCAGAUCAUCAAUAUGGCAGCAAGAAUCCUGCUUUCAAACAUGAUCAUGAAGGCUUUGCUGAAUCAGAAACUGGAAGUCAGAUUCCUGACAAAGAAGGCGGCGUUGUCAUAUAUAAUAAAGAAGUGUUUUACAAUAAGGAUGAUGGAGGUGAGAAUGACAAGAAAAAUCUACCAGUCUAAAUGAAUUUAAUAUUCGUCUGUUAUCGCAUGAUUAUUUCCAUUCCUGUGACAUAGACUUCAAAACUAUUCUAGAUUAAUACCAGUAGAUACUAAAGUUAAAGCGCACAUACUGAUGAAUUGAGAUCACUGAGCCUCUAAGCAAGUUCUCUUCCAAGAGCUGUCAAGAGAGCUUGUUUUCACGCUACACCAACAGGGAUUAGCUUGUUUUCUUUGACUGGCCAUCA
Molecule: messenger RNA, 1635 nt
Organism: Orbicella faveolata
Lineage: Eukaryota; Metazoa; Cnidaria; Anthozoa; Scleractinia; Merulinidae
Biological process (GO): ephrin receptor signaling pathway; axon guidance
Cellular component (GO): plasma membrane
Molecular function (GO): ephrin receptor binding
Source: RefSeq, a predicted model, not a curated record